This is a messenger RNA of Aspergillus welwitschiae, 1032 nucleotides long. RefSeq lists its product as uncharacterized. The transcript has a single exon. The coding region runs from base 1 to 1032 and encodes 343 amino acids. NCBI's taxonomy places the organism in Eukaryota, Fungi, Ascomycota, Eurotiomycetes, Eurotiales, Aspergillaceae. The record is from RefSeq and is a predicted model, not a curated record.
AUGAACCCACCCGCCCAAACCGAAAACCUUCCUAUCCAACUAUCUUCCGAACAAAUCAUGACUUUACAAGACAUGCCGCAGGAUAAAGAGUCUCUAAAUGUGAUCGAGCUCUUGAAAGCUCAUGUCAAAACCUUGGAAGAGCAAUGUCACAAGGCUCAAGAGGAGAGGUUGAAGGCUUGGGAAGAAUGUGACAAGGCUCGCAAAGAGCGCAACGAAUCAUCCAAACAUGCUGUCGAAACCAUCGAAAAAGUAAAUAGGGACGCAGCAGAGCUUCGAAAGGAGAAACAGGAGCUAAAAGCUGAACUUUCAAAGGUGCAGGGCUGGCGCAAUCUCUUUGAACAGCCAGCCACGAAGAACAGCGGUACCGCAAAGGAGAAGAACGACCGGAAGCCAAAGAUACGGAGGAAAGGGAGAGCUGAUAGAUACGGUCCGAAUCGCAUAGAGAGAUCAGUGUAUCCAGAACUCACAUUCACACCCUCUCCACCUCCUCCUGACCCCGGACCUGCAUGCUCCUUUGCAACCCCACCUUCCGAUCCAUCUCAGAAUCUCAACUUGAACAUUGCCAAGUUGGAACACACCCACGAUGGAGAGCUUCAAAGUGGCAACAAAACGGAGGCUGGCAGAGAACCUAGACCCAAGAAGCGCGUACGUUUUGAGCUAGAUACCUGCCCAGAGGAACCAACAGCAGAGGGAAUUCCGUCAAGCCGGGACAAUGCGCCUUAUCCUGACCCCGAAUGGGUCGUCUCACCUUUGGAUCCAACUUACUUACCGGUGGUGCUAACACCACUAGAAACCUCGUCAGACCAGGACUAUGCGCCUACUACUCGUGGCCUCAGACCUUCAAGAACAUUGGCAAGUGCACUACCUUACUAUCGAGCCUUUCCACCUCACAGUCCAUCUGACUACCCGCUGGAGCCAUCACCACAUUAUAUCCCGUUGCGCCCGGACAAUGUGCCUACUCCUAACCCUGAAGUUGCACGCCGCCUUUCAAGGGUAGUACAUAUUAGGUACCGCAUACCUGAGGCCAGAUGA